Molecule: messenger RNA, 2144 nt
Organism: Theobroma cacao (cacao)
Lineage: Eukaryota; Viridiplantae; Streptophyta; Magnoliopsida; Malvales; Malvaceae
Product: fasciclin-like arabinogalactan protein 15
Source: RefSeq, a predicted model, not a curated record
AUAAAAAAAAGGCUACAAGACAGUCACCAAAGUGACAGAUGGAGAAAGCAAAGCUAGAAGCUGAGACUUGAGAGAGAGAGAGAGAGAGAAAGAGAAAGGGAACAGGAACAAAGUAAAGAAAAGAAAAACAAAGACAAGCCUUUGAAGCAAAUAAAAGCUUUCUGCUCUUUCUCUCUGUUUUAUAGCCCAUCUCUACAAAGAAAACCCAACAAACUAUUAGAUUUUUCGACAAGCAGAGACUCAUGGCUUUGUUGUUGUUCUUCAACUUUCUUCUUCUACUCUCAGGUCUUAGAUUCUCCCUGGCAUUGCAAGAAACCCCGUCAACGACUACUCACUCGGGUCAGAUCAAUUCCAACUCCGUCCUGGUGGCCUUGCUGGACUCACAUUACACGGAGCUUGCGGAAUUAGUGGAGAAAGCUUUGCUGUUGCAGACCCUGGAAGAAACUGUUGGGAAACACAAUAUUACCAUUUUUGCUCCUAAAAAUGAAGCUCUCGAGCGGGAUCUUGACCCUGAAUUCAAGCGGUUUUUACUGGAACCUGGCAAUCUCAAGUCCCUCCAAACUCUCUUGCUUUACCACAUUGUGCCCUCCAGGAUAGAACCGCACUCCUGGCCCAAAUCAACAUCCGACUCGACCCGCCACCGUACAUUAUCCAAUGACCGAGUCGAGCUCUCAAGUGAAGACUCCUCCGGGGCCAAAUUCAUUGGCACAGCCAAGGUCAUUAACCCCAACGCUGUGGACCGCCCAGAUGGUGUCAUCCACGGCAUCGAACAGCUAUUAAUCCCUCGAUCCGUACAACAAGAUUUCAACAACCGUAGAAGUCUCCGUUCAAUCUCCGCCGUUAAACCAGAAGGAGCUCCCGAAGUUGACCCCAGAACCCACCGUUUGAAAAAACCCGCCCCGCCGGUGUUGCCCGGUGCUCCACCAGUCCUCCCAAUUUACGACGCCAUGGCUCCAGGCCCAUCACUAGCUCCGGCACCAGCUCCAGGACCAGGGGGACCCCACCAUCAUUUCAACGGGAUGAGGCAAGUUAAAGAUUUCAUACAAACUUUGCUACAAUACGGAGGGUACAAUGAAAUGGCUGAUAUUUUAGUCAACUUAACAUCGUUAGCCACCGAAAUGGGACGCCUGGUUUCCGAAGGCUACGUUUUAACCGUUUUAGCACCCAACGACGAGGCCAUGGCUAAGUUAACCACGGACCAGCUAAGCGAGCCCGGUGCUCCGGAACAAAUCAUUUAUUACCAUGUGAUUCCUGAGUACCAGACCGAGGAAAGCAUGUACAAUGCGGUGAGGAGGUUCGGGAAAGUGUCCUACGACACAUUAAGGUUGCCCCAUAAAGUGUUGGCUCAGGAAGCUGAUGGGUCUGUUAAAUUCGGCCACGCCGAUGGAUCUGCAUAUUUGUUCGAUCCCGAUAUUUACACCGACGGGAGGAUCUCGGUGCAGGGGAUCGACGGGGUUCUUUUCCCCCCGGAAGAGAAAACCAAGGACGAAAAGAAAACUAUCAAAGUUGCUACAGCGAAACCCAGAAGAGGGAAGUUGCUUGAAGUUGCAUGCCGGAUGCUUGUGGCAAUUGGACAAGAUUCUCGUUUCAGCACAUGUCACCUAUGAACAGAACCAUGACUUCCCCAUAUCGUAAAGUAAACUUCAAAGAAGGAAAAGGUGAACCAGCAUAGUAUAAAGUCCUUGAAUGAGAUGUGAUGAGUUGCUCUCUACAAUAGGAUUUUAGUUUCUUUUAUUUUUAUUUUUUGUUCUUUUUUCCAGAUGGAUUCAUGCAGCCAAAGAUGGGGAGUUGGAAAUUAGCAACAUAAAAUAUUUUGGGUGUGAUGUCUUGGUGUUUCUUCCCCCUCUCAUGCAGAAAUUCCAUGAUCAAAAGGGGAGGAAAAUGGUCAGUCCCUGGUUGGUUGCAGAUUACCCUAAGUGUACAAGAUUUUUGUAUUUUUCAAUUGCGUGUGUAAUAUGGUUGGUGGUGGUGAGCUGGCAACUGUUGUUGGUGAGGAGGAGAGGAGAUUAUGGAAAGGGUGAGGGAUUAAUUUUGUGUGAUGUAGAUGUCAGAGAAGAGCCCACCGUGUGGGCAAUCCCACUCAAUAAAGAAGAAAAAGAUCUAUAUAUGGGGGAAUAAUAAAAUAAAUAUAUUCUUUUUUUUUA